AUGUACGUAGCGUUCCCUUCGUACGUGAUGUCGAGCAUGGAGCCGUGUGCGUUCGAGAGGCUGCUGGACGCAGUGCCGGCGGUGCUGGAGGCGCUGCCGGAGGCGUCGCUGCGCGCCGUGGCGGCGACGAGCUGGACGGCGCUGGUGGCGGCGCUGCGGCACGCGCCGCUGCGGGUCGACUUCUACCCGAGGAAGAGCACCAUUGACACGCUGGCUGAGAGGAUGGAGCGCGGGCGACUGCCGGCGGUGGGGACGAUCACAUGCGACACUAGGGAGUGUCCGCGCGUGGCGGUCGCGGCGGAUGAUGCGGCCGUCCUGCCUGUUCAUGUUUACGAGCUGGAGGACUUCGACAGCGCAGACGAAACCACCGAAGACAUGGUUUCGUUCGCCGAGCGAGACGGCAGGCCGCUGCGGGUGCGGUGCUUGCGGAACCGGUGGCGCGACCUCGUGGAGGCGGCAGAGCCAGCGCGACCAUGCAACAUGGAGCCCGACGAGGAGCUGCGGUGGUGGCUGGAGGAGGUGGAGAGCAAGCACGGGGCAGCGUACACGGGGGCGCUGCGGCGGACGCUGGAGCGGGCGACGGUGCGGGAGCACGUGGAGGAGGUGUCGUUGUGGGAGUGUCCGAUGCGUGGGGCGCGGGUGGCGACGCUGGCGCCGGCGCUGGCGGGGCUGGGGAGGCUGCGGUGUUUGCGGCUGUGGAAGCACACGUUGGUGGACGACGACGGGCUGGCGGCGGUGGCGGAGGUGGUGCGGGGGCAGGGAGGGCUGCGGGAGCUGGCGGUGUACAAGUCGGGCGGCGACAUGCUGCCGCUGAUCGACAGUGUGGGGGAGCACCCGGCGCUGGAGGUGCUGGAGGUGGUGGUGAGCGACCACAGGGAGGCGGAGGGGGCGGCACUCGGGGCGGUGGCGGGGCGAAGCAGGGCGCUGCGGAGGCUGGCCGUCGGACAGAGAGGAAGGGGACGUACCUCGGAGGAGACGAUCUUCGCGCAAGCGCUGGUGUCAGCGCUCGGCGAGGUCCUGGGUGCGAACGCGCACCUGCGCGAGCUGGACCUCAGCAAGACAGCACUGCAUACCGACGUGUCUGUGUCGGACUUCAUGGAGGCGCUGGGUACAAACACUACCCUGGAGGUGCUGGACCUGUCGUGGACCGGCCUGGACGAUGAGGGCUGCGAGGAGCUGGGUGCGGCGCUGUCGGGGCAGUGCGCGGUGCGGGAGCUGAGCCUGCGGGGCGUUGACCUGUAUGGUGCUGACGUUCCACGUGCGUUGCGGGAGAGGUCGCGUCUGACGCGGCUGGACUGCCAAGAAGCCAGCUUGGGCUCUGACUUCAUGCGCGAGCUGGCGCGGGCGAUGGAGAGCAGCGGGGCACUCGGGCGGACGCUGGAGGUGCUCAACCUGUCGCGAACUGAGGACGACGACUAUAUGGACUUUGAGGCGUUGGUGAGAGCACUGGCCGGAAACGGCGAGAGCGCGCUGCGGGAGCUCAACCUCAGUGAGUGCUUCAUCACCUGGGAUGUGGGUCAUUCGCUGGGGCGAGCGCUGCGCUACAAUGGGGCGCUGCAGGUGCUGGACCUGAGUGACAGCACAUGUGCCUGGUUCCCGGACUGCGAGGAUGCCGUCGCGCUGGCUGCUGGGCUGAAGAACAACACGACGCUGCGUCGUCUGGUCGUUGUGCGGGGGCACAUCGGGCGGCGCGGCGCAAUUGCCCUGGCGGACGCGCUGGGAGAGACCUCGGCGCUGGAGGAGCUCGACUUGAGCUACCAGCUCGAUGUGGCCGAUUGUUAUUUGAACGAAUCGCCAACAAAUGGCCAACAGCGCGAGCCCUUCGACGAGUCGACGGCGGCCGCGUUCGCCGCUGCGGUGGACCGCGGCGCCGCGCUCCGGAGGCUGGACCUGUGCGGGGACGUGAUGGGGGCGAGGGGGGUCGGGGCGGUGCUGGACGCGAUGGCGCGGCGGGAGCCGAGCGUGUCGCGCGUGCUGCUGGCGAGCCGUCCGGCCAAGGACUCUGGUCUCUGGUUGCGGGAAGCGAGGCAAGGGCUGUACGGACGUGCUCGGCCGAAGCACGUGCAUUUCGAUUGGGAGUAG
Messenger RNA from Pedinophyceae sp. YPF-701, 2082 nucleotides. The record is from the annotation of a GenBank genome assembly. NCBI's taxonomy places the organism in Eukaryota, Viridiplantae, Chlorophyta, Pedinophyceae.